UUCGGGCAACAAUAAGGCAGCCGAUCGACCCGAUGCUGCAACCCAGCCUUGCUUUACACUUCAACAGCAUGACUCGCAGCUGUACGCCAAACCCUGCACAUGCAACUCGGAACCAGACGGCUACAGUACAGUUCGAGCGGGGCUGGCAUCAGUAGAUUAUACCCACCAUCCGUGUCGAGCAUCUUCUCAGACCAUAAAUAACCAGUUCGCUCGAAGUGAUGACCAUGUCGAGUCCUCAGCAUCUGAGUCAACAACUCCUCAACCUGCCUCAUCUUCACAUUCACACCAUCUAGAUCCGCACGGCCCAAGAUGUCCACGGCCCGCGACGACGAAACAAGAUGGUUCCCCAUCGGACAGAUGGUGGAAACGCCUUCGCGCGCUGCUCGACGGACCGGCCAAACCGUGAAGGAUAGUGAUAACAAGGACGAUGAUGGGCCCACCUUUGCCUACGCCGACGUGGACAUGGGAAAACUGAACCGCUAUCUCCAUGGUGGAAGAGUGUUACCACGCGACAAAGACAGUUUCUGCCAAAAGGUCGGCAUCUUGGACCAGAGCAAGAUCACCGACCACAUCUGGACCCAGAUCAAUAGCUUGAUCGGGACUUACAAGGAGAUCUACACGGACUGCACCGAUUUCCUCGGUAGUGGCAGCAGCUCCGAAAAACCCAGACAGUGGACGAAAGAGGAUGAUGGCGAUGACAGCGCCUUUGAUGCCCUCUGUACUUUCGAUAAGAUGAACACCCUUGCGUCGCAGAUUUACGGCUACGCAGACACCGCCGGGGCGGAUGACAACUCUUAUUAUCGGUUCAUGUUCCAGCAGUGCAAUAAGUACAAUGAUAAAAACGCAACUGAGGAGCAGAGGCGGGAGGCCCAGAAAGCCAUUCUGGAUGUUACGGAGGAUUUGCUGAGUGAUAUCGCACCAAUGCAGCUCCACGCUAAGAAGGUCUCGGAUGCCCUCGAAUUGUUCCAAACAGCCUGUGAGCAGAGAGAGAAUGCGCUCGUGGACUCUGAGACGAGCAUGACCACCAUCCUCAACGUGGAUCUGGGAGACAUCGACGACUUGCGGGACAAGAUCGACUCGCAGCUGGCGGAUAUUGCUGCUGACCAGAUUAUCAUCGAUAAAGAUCGCUAUGAUCAAAGAAUGACCGCGGCAUACGUUUGGAUCCCUGUCAUCGGGACAAUCGCUGGCCCCGUCGUAUUCGCGGAAAGACAGGCGGAUAUUGAGAAAUACGAGAAGAAGAUUGCGGGCCUGAAGGCGCUGGUCAGCUCCGAGCAGGAAAAGGUUGCCCUGCAUCAGCAACUCCAAGGCCAUGUCACUGCGAUGUCGAAACAAUGCCAGAACCUGAAAGCACUCAUCGGUCCGGCUAUAGAUACGGCCGGGAAGCUUAAAGGUGGCUGGGACUUGAUAUCACAUGAGAUCGGAUUCGUCCACGAUGCCGCGGAGAAUUUUGAACAUAAGAUCCCCGGCGUGGAUUUGGCUGAUUACCAGCUCCAAGCUAUUGUUGGAGAGUGGAAAAAGCUCUAUAAGGGUGUCAGGGAGUAUAUCCAAACGGCUCCAGUCGUACCGUAUACUGAUGUCAUGUCAAUUGGUGACUACCAUGAUCAGAUUAAGGACUUGAUAAAUUGAGCCUGCGCAUGGACACCAACCGGGUAAUGAGCGGUGGAAGGUAGUAGGGAAACCGUCAAAUCUGCAUUCUUCAACCAUAAUAUACGGGGUCCGAACCUGAUUAUGUUUGAUGCGUCUGAGAUGCAAGUAAGCUGCAUAUUCGUACUUUCUAUAUUGUAAUUUUCAUCUCAGAUAUUUUCUAAAGCUCUACAUACCUAACG
This is a messenger RNA of Aspergillus brunneoviolaceus CBS 621.78, 1826 nucleotides long. RefSeq lists its product as uncharacterized. The record is from RefSeq and is a predicted model, not a curated record. Lineage: Eukaryota; Fungi; Ascomycota; Eurotiomycetes; Eurotiales; Aspergillaceae. Bases 310 to 1626 code for a protein of 438 amino acids. The transcript has 6 exons.